AUGCUCAACCCUUGCCACCAGUUUACUUCCCGAAUAGCGCAUGGUGCAGUCCAGGAGUAUGAACACUUCGCAUGGAUCAUGGCAAAAGUGCAAGUUGUCCAGCCAGUACAAGCCCUGGCUAAGGACAAAAGCAAAUUUAGCAUUGCCGUCUCACCUCCGUUGCCAACACUUAGGCCUAAUCAUGAAGCUAAUCGGGUCACUCUUUCUGAAAUCACAAGCUUACGGAUGGCGCUGCAGGGCUUUCAUCUUGGAGGACAUCCAAAUUUUCUCCUUGACCAUCUUCAUGCAACGCCUUGGUUAGGAAGUCGAUGGAGUAAAAGUGACAUCGUUUUCCGGGGGCAUUCAGCCGACCAAGGCGCCUCUGUGCAUAUCCUUGCGGAGAUCCGCCACCCACAUAUCGUUCACGUAUGUGACUCAGGAACAUGUGAAUAUCAGGCAUGCAAUUGUAGUCACACCGCAUUUGGUGACGAUAGCGCAAAGAUCAUUGAUCUUGGUAUUCUGCUGUUCGAGAUCUAUUUUAAUCAGCCGAUGGAGAACUUCUAUACCAACGAAGAAUUUGCAGACUCAAGGAACAAGCUCAAUGACUCAUGUGUCGUUAGGCGAUGGAUGAAUCGUGAGAGGGAAAAGCUCUCCGGGACAUUUCAGAAUGCAAUCGCUCACUGCUUGAGAUGCUUCGCCAACCCAGAUGCCAAUCUCCAGGAUACGGAUUUCCGUCAAGGGGUGGUUGACCACAUGCUUUUCCAACUACAGGAUGAACUCUCGAUCUGGAUUGAUGACCCACCAAAAGCUAAGCAAAAAGUAUUGGGCCGCGUUCUGUUGGAUUAUAGCCUUUGUCGUGCGCUGCAAUAUCUUCGUCCAAACCUGGUCUGCGUGGACUUGCAGGACUGCAAGAGACUCCGCUUAAAGAACUAA
Messenger RNA from Lindgomyces ingoldianus, 912 nucleotides. RefSeq lists its product as uncharacterized. The record is from RefSeq and is a predicted model, not a curated record. Bases 1 to 912 code for a protein of 303 amino acids. NCBI's taxonomy places the organism in Eukaryota, Fungi, Ascomycota, Dothideomycetes, Pleosporales, Lindgomycetaceae. The transcript is spliced from 5 exons.